AUGUGGCUCCUCCUCCCGCACAUCCUGUUCGGGGUGGAAGCCCUCCUCCCGAUUCUUUGGCUAAAACUGAAGUUGCAUCUCUUACUCUGUUGUUCACCUCAGGGUCUCAGCCUCUUGGAGGUAAAGGACCAGCUCCUGCUCAUGUACCUCAUGGAUUUGACCCAUCUCAUCCUGGACAAAGCCUCCGGAGGGUCUCUUCAGGGACAUGCUGCAGUUUUGAGACUGGUGGAGAUUCGCACGGUUUUGGAGAAGCUUCGUCCCUUGGACCAAAAACUGAAGUAUCAAGUUGACAAACUAGUCAAGACUGCAGUGACAGGCAGCCUCAGUGAGAACGACCCACUCCGUUUUAAGCCUCAUCCCAGCAAUAUGAUGAGCAAGUUGAGCUCUGAGGAUGAGGAGGAAGAUGAGGGAGAAGAAGGCCAAUCAGAAGCUUCAGGGAAGAAACCUGCAAAAGGAACGGUUAAGAAAUACGUUCCACCACGCUUGGUUCCAGUACAUUAUGAUGAAACGGAAGCGGAGCGGGAGAAGAAGUGGCUAGAACGGGCCAAAAAACGGGCACUGAGCAGCUCUGUCAUUCGUGAACUGAAGGAGCAGUACUCAGACGCCCCAGAGGAAGUCCGUGAUGCUCGGCAUCCGCAUGUUACUCGCCAGAGUCAAGAGGAUCAACACAGGAUCAACUAUGAGGAGAGCAUGAUGGUGCGCUUAAGUGUCAGUAAACGCGAGAAAGGACGGCGAAAACGGGCGAAUGUCAUGAGCUCCCAACUCCAUUCCCUCACACACUUCAGCGACAUCAGUGCUUUGACAGGAGGAACCCCUCAUCUUGAUGAGGAUCAGAAUCCUGUCAAGAAGCGGAAGAAGAUACCGAAGAAAGGUCGGAAGAAAAAAGGUUUUCGGAGGCGGCGGUGAUUACGGGUAUCCAUAUUUAUAUGUGUAUUUGUUGUCAUCCUGGGAUACUUCUAAUUUCACUGUAUGUAGGUGUUUUUUUUUUUCCUUGAAAUUCAUUGUUUGCUCUGGAUAUAUGGAAAGAUCUUUAUUAAUAAAAUUGAUUUUACUUAUGAA
This is a messenger RNA of Ailuropoda melanoleuca (giant panda), 1059 nucleotides long. It is a transcript of the gene NGDN, whose product is annotated as neuroguidin. Bases 1 to 906 code for a protein of 301 amino acids. NCBI's taxonomy places the organism in Eukaryota, Metazoa, Chordata, Mammalia, Carnivora, Ursidae. The transcript has 9 exons. The record is from RefSeq and is a predicted model, not a curated record. Gene Ontology annotation, cellular component: nucleolus; small-subunit processome. Gene Ontology annotation, biological process: maturation of SSU-rRNA from tricistronic rRNA transcript (SSU-rRNA, 5.8S rRNA, LSU-rRNA).